Lathyrus sativus (Indian pea) is the source of this 558-nucleotide messenger RNA. Lineage: Eukaryota; Viridiplantae; Streptophyta; Magnoliopsida; Fabales; Fabaceae. The record is from the annotation of a GenBank genome assembly.
AUGGGUGUUUUUGUUUCUUUACUUUCCCUUUCUCAGAGAGCGUGGCUAUUAAAUUUUUUAGCAAUUGAGCUACAUGCUGGUGAUGUUGGUAGCCGCAAUCAUAGAGAUGCUUAUCACACAAUCCUUUCUAACCUUUUUGGACAAGGUACCACUGGAAUUGAUGGAGAUCAGGCCUUAUAUCCAUUUUCAUUGCAAGAUAAUUCUGGAAAUGCUGAUUUUAGAAACGUCAGUAAGAGUAAGGUAUUGGAAUUGCUUGAAAUCAUUCGGUUUAGAUGUCCAGAUUCUACUAAUAAGCCUUCAAGUACUAUGGCUGGUAUGAAGUAUGACUUACUGGCAGAAGACAUACUGGAAAAUCCUGGAAAUUCUGGAAAGGGCGGUGUCUACUAUUAUUCUGAGAGAGGUGACCGCCUGAUUGACCUUGCUUCCUUCCAUGAUAAACUUUGGCAGGUGAGUAAUCUUGGCAAUGAAGUUGAGCUAAACGAUGUAAGAGAGACAAUUCAGCAGUUACUGAGAUGGGGAUGGAAAUACAAUAAAAAUCUUGAGGAGCAAGCUUCAUAA